CUUUGCUCUUUCACCACCACCACCACCACCACCAUGUUUUUGACGCGUUCAGAGUACGAUCGCGGUGUGAAUACGUUUUCACCAGAAGGACGGCUGUUCCAAGUCGAGUAUGCUAUUGAGGCCAUCAAGCUCGGGUCUACAACAAUUGGAGUACGCACACCAGAAGGAGUCGUCCUGGGCGUCGAGCAGCGUGUGCAGUCGCCGCUUCUCGAAGCAAGCUCGAUAGAAAAGAUCAUGGAAAUCGACCGCCAUCUUGGCUGCGCAAUGUCGGGACUGACGGCAGACGCGCGAACAAUGAUUGACCACGCCCGGGUGACGUCCCAGAACCACGCGUUCACCUACGACGAAAAGAUCAAAGUCGAGAGCGUCACACAGGCCGUCUGUGAUUUGGCGCUGCGGUUUGGAGAGAGUGUUCAUGAUGAGGAGGCGAUGAUGAGUCGGCCGUUUGGCGUGGCGCUGCUCAUUGCUGGCUACGACGAGCUGGGCCCUCAGUUGUACCAUACCGACCCGUCUGGGACGAGUGUACGAUAUGACGCCAAGGCGAUUGGUUCUGGCUCAGAGGCAGCACAGAGUGAGCUGCAGGAUAAAUGGCACAAGCAAAUGACGCUGCAAGAGGCCAGGACGUUGACAUUAAGAGUGUUGAAGCAGGUCAUGGAAGAAAAGCUCGACCAUCACAAUGUGCAACUUGCUCAGGUGACGCCUGCCAAUGGCUUUGAGAUUCUCGAUGAAGCAGCGUUGAAGAGUACCAUUCAAUUAAUGUAGUCUACCAGCCACUCUCUGUCGUCGUCUAGCAUGUAUUCUGUUCAACGCCCGUCUUUCUCUGUCUAGUUUUUCCUUUUCUGCUAUCUUUGCUGCUGCUACCCGUGCUCU
Messenger RNA from Guyanagaster necrorhizus, 870 nucleotides. Its product is annotated as proteasome subunit alpha type 5. Gene Ontology annotation, biological process: proteasome-mediated ubiquitin-dependent protein catabolic process. Gene Ontology annotation, cellular component: proteasome core complex; proteasome core complex, alpha-subunit complex. The coding region runs from base 34 to 762 and encodes 242 amino acids. NCBI's taxonomy places the organism in Eukaryota, Fungi, Basidiomycota, Agaricomycetes, Agaricales, Physalacriaceae. The record is from RefSeq and is a predicted model, not a curated record. The transcript has 5 exons.